CUAGUUACCACAGCUACAAAGUCGCUAUAUUGGCUGUCGUAAAAAUGUAUGAAAACCCUGCUUUUUGGGGUAAAUUUACGGUUAGGCAUAAUGCUAGCAGUGUGAUUUGGCUUAUCUUUAAAACCAGGUUAUAAGAAGAUACAUUGUAGAAAUAGACGGGGUUUAGUCAUAAUUAUGACUUUGUGGCUACUAGUGACAACCACGUCCCUUACAUGAUUAUCAACGUUACUGUAGCUGGCUACAUCAAAUAAAAUAUCGUCAGAUAACGUGAACAUUCAUUAUACUGUCAAGAUGACUGCUUAUAAACGUCCGCCGAUGGGAACUGUCCCAUGAGGAACAGGCUAAUAAGCGCUAAGGAAAGAGGGAAGGACAUUAACUUCCUCGACAACAAGAUGAGGAUUUCAAAGCGCUGUGGCUCCAACAGACGUUUGUUGUUGCCCUUGAUGGUCCUUGGGUUGAUGAUCUUACUGGCAGUUGUAACCCUUAAUUGGUUUGAUACUGACUCACAGAAGCUUUUGGCAUGGCAUGUGGAUCCCAGCCACCGAAAGCUUGUGCACUCUUUUGUACGGGGUGUUCUUUCGAACAAGUGCAGACCAGCCUUUGCCAGAAAGGGAGUAGAAGCAAGGCUCCAGAUUUCUGGUCAUGUGACUGAUCCUUUCCUGUGGCGGGACACACUGCUGACUCCAGAGAUGUUCAAGUACCCCCCACCAUUCGGGUUCCGUGACAUGCAUGGCAAACUAAAGGAUGUCCUCAACCUCCUCCCUGCUCAACCAGAGCAGCUGAAGAAAGAGUGCAGACGCUGUGUGGUCAUGGGAAAUGGAGGACUCCUCCGUGGUCUUGAGCUGGGCGCCCUGCUUGACCAGUUUGAUGUUGUCAUUAGGCUAAAUAGUGGUCCUUUGAGGAACUACAGUAAAGACGUGGGGAACCGGACCUCUGUCCGGAUGAGCUACCCAGAGGGAAGCCCCAAGGUCUGGGAAGAUGUGGACCCUGAGCUGCAGUUUGUGGCGGUGGUCUACAAGGCUGUAGACUUCAAGUGGAUCAGAGCAAUGAUCAACAGACAGAGAGUUUCCCUAUGGGACUGGCUGUUUUUCUGGCAGAAGGUGCCAGAGAAGAUUCCAGUAGACUUAUCAAAGUUCCGUUUGUUGAAUCUGGAGAUCAUCAGGCAGAUGGCGAUGGACCUGUUAGCCUACCCCUCCCCACAGCAACGCCUCUGGGGCUGGGACCAGAACGUGCCCACCAUGGGCAUCUCAGCCCUCAACCUGGCCACCUACCUGUGUGACGAGGUCAGCCUAGCAGGCUUUGGUUACAAUCUCAGCCAGAAGGAGAUGCCCCUGCAUUACUAUGACAAUAUACCCAUGACAGCUAUGCUGGAGCAGAACAUGCACAACGUGGAUCGUGAGAGGGCUCUCCUCCAGAGCCUGGUGAGGGAAGGCACUGUAUCAGACCUCACAGGGGGCCUGCACUGCACCUUCUGCCCCAGCUGAAAGAGACUGAUCUGGGCCUGCAGCGCAGCUAGCGACACACCAACGAUCUACCUUCCACUGACUUAUCAUUCCAAGACUUUUCACCCUGAGAACAGCAUUCUGAUUUAAUUCCAUGGAAUUCAAAAAGUUGAUUGAGUCUAUGGAUCUGGGGACUUGACUGCAAACUCUUCUAUGUCCUAGUGCAUGCCAGCAUAUUGAAUCUGCAUGGACUAGAUGUGCCGACAUGAUGGGGAACAGUGAAGCUGUACACUUCUCCCCUGCGCAGUUGAAAACGACAAACCUAAAGAUGUACUAGUACAGCUUUUACAAAUCCCUCUAUAAGUGAAGUAUUAUCACUGCUAAACUUAAAUGUUUUUUGUAUUUAUUAAGAGCUAAUGGAUAAUUACUUAAUUAAAUCUUAGCAUAAAGUUGAUGCUAAAAUGUGUACAAACAUUACCAUAAAUAUUGUGAAGAAUGAACAGAUUGACUAACAGAUCAUUAACAUUACCUUUAUGCUUUCGAUUUUAAGUUGAGUGUUCAGUUUGUCCACGAGAUGUCUGAACAUGUUUGUGUUUUUAAAUUUUUCUAAUGUAAUUAUUAGACUGUUUUUAUUAUAAUAAAGUAUGUUCUCAGUGCUUGACUUGGACUGAGAUGGGAGCCAGUACUAAUUAUAUUUAGGUACAGGAGCUCUACAAUAAUUUUCAAGAUAAUAUUCUAUAAGAGGAACAGGAGCUCUACAAUACUUUUCAAGAUAAUAUUCUAUAAGAGGAACAGGAGCUCUACAAUACUUUUCAAGAUAAUAUUCUAUAAGAGGAACGGGAGCUCAAGCAGUAGAAAAUUUGAGGCGCUGGCACUUGGCUCCGGUUAGCUCGUGCCCAAAUCAAGCACUGUUUGUUCUGUCGUUACAACAUGACUUUGCUUGAUAAUUUUGAUUUAAAAUUAUUGAAUGUUUUUAGUUUUUUAAUGUCGCCAUAAUUGGCCUGGUUGUCAGUAAAGAAAAAAGAUUUGGACUUAG
Salmo salar (Atlantic salmon) is the source of this 2478-nucleotide messenger RNA. It is a transcript of the gene st3gal5, whose product is annotated as ST3 beta-galactoside alpha-2,3-sialyltransferase 5. NCBI's taxonomy places the organism in Eukaryota, Metazoa, Chordata, Actinopteri, Salmoniformes, Salmonidae. The record is from RefSeq and is a predicted model, not a curated record. Gene Ontology annotation, molecular function: lactosylceramide alpha-2,3-sialyltransferase activity.